CGAAAAGAGAGUACAGACCAAGAAAUCGUUUUACUUUUUCACCCGAGAAACAAGAUGUUAAGCGAACGCAUUAAUAGCCCAAUUUAGUGAGAAGUCACUCAAUAAACACCAUGAUUGCGACGUACAGUAAUAUUUAAACACCUCGAAUUAUUCAACACAAAGAUGAACGUAAUGCGAAAGCUGCGCGGAGCGGCUAGCGCAGGCAGCGUCAGUGGCAGCAGCGUCAGCCCUUCGACGGCAAAUAGUUCUUCCGGGGGCAACAGGCCGGCAAUGGAUCUCAGCGCCACGCAGGCCGCAAACGGACGAACUGGGGAGGAGGCCCUGAUUGACGCUCGCGUUUUGGUGAGCCUCAGCACGCUAAAAAAGCUCUUCAACGAUUACACCCAUCCGAGGGAACCGCUAAGCGAGCAGGAGCGCGACGGCAAGCUCUACGAGAUGCUGCCCCUCUUCUGCAAAGUCUUUAGCAGCUGUCCGGCAACCGACAUGAGCGAAAAAUUUUGGGAUGUGGUCGCCUUUUGCCAGCAAGUGUCCCGUCUGAUGGUCAGUGAAAUCCGCAAGCGUGCCUCCAACCAAAGCACGGAAGCGGCGUCUAUUGCCAUUGUAAAGUUUCUUGAGGUGGAAACCACGGAGGAAACCAGUAGCGGCUGGAUGCUGCUGGCAACCCUUAAUCUGCUGGCCAAUGGGGACGUCUCCCUUAUACAGGUAAUGACUGCCGCAGCAGUUCCCUCGACUCUUGUGAAGUGCUUGUAUUUGUUCUUCGACCUGCCAAUAGUUGAGGACGAUGAGCCAACAGCAGACGGAGGAACAGCGAGUGAAUUUAACGCCCACGAAAGGCGCACUCUCCUGCAGAAGGUGUUUGUGCAGCUUCUGGUGAAGCUCUGCUCAUACCCUUAUCCCGCCGAGGAACUUUCCCGCAUGGACGACUUGACGUUGCUAUUCUCGGCCAUUACUUCCCCAUGUCCCAUCCACAACAUUGUGUGGCGCAAGAAUGCUGCUGAGAUCCUGACAACAAUAUCAAGGAACGGCCUGACCGACGCCGUCGUUAGCUACAUACAUUCCAAGGGCUGCAUGGCGCUGUGCGUGGACAAUAUGCAACGCCUGACAUUUGGAAACCCUCUUGAAAUCGUCGAGAUGUUUGUCACCGUGUUCUGCUUUCUCAAGGACUCUAGUCAGGUGUCCCAAAUACUAAUGGAUGAUUUUCGAGCCUCCCAGGGUUACGUGUUCCUAAGCGAUUUUCUGCUCAAAUUUGACAACAAUCGUAGUCAGUCGCUGGAGAUUCAAGCGGCUAUUCGUAACCUUGUUCUGAUGAUUUCAUCGUUGUGCAUGUGUGGAUUCUACGAGCUCCGACCGCCAGCUUCUCAGUUCAACACGGCUUUUAAGCUGCAGAACUUCCAGCUUCCACAGGCCACUUCUCGAGAGACGUGUGUGCGAAAUGUGUACGCCUUCCAAGUAUUACAGAACGUCUUUAUAAAGUCUACGACGCCCGCACUCUGUUGCACAAUCCUAGACGCUAUUUCUCGGGUUUACCACUCAGAGAACGCCAACUAUUUCAUACUCGAGCCCGAGCACACGAUUAGUACGUUCGCGGAGCGUAUCCACCUGAAAAGCCCACAAAUCCAGGAAAAAUUCUACGACCUGCUGGAGUUCAUCGUCUUUCAGCUGAACUUUGUACCGUGCAAGGAACUGAUCAGCCUUUCGCUUCUGCUCAAACAUAAUCAGUCGACGCCCUGCAGCAUUCUAUGCCUAAAGACACUUCUAAACAUUCUGCGGCACAACACCGUGUUUAAGGACGUCUAUCGCGAAGUGGGUAUUCUGGAGAUCUUCGUCGGCUGCCUAACACGCUACUCAGCCCAUGUGCUGCAGAUUACCAAGGGCGACGAGUCAGUAGUGGUGGAGCUGGAUGGGGACACGGAAGAAGACCUGCUGGACACGCUCGGCAAAUAUGUUCUGGAGGCUCUCACCAUGCUGCUGGGCGGUGGAGCCAGCAACAAUGCCCAACUCUUUCGUGAGUACAGUGGCGCCAAGUGCGUCCAUGAGCUGGUGAAGUUUAGGCACUGCAGGCCGCAGGCUCUCGGAAUCGUUAGGGAGCUGAUUCUGUCCGCCGGUGGAGACGACGACAUGCUGCACAUACUGUCACUGAUGCACAGCGUCAGUCCAUUGCAGGUGGAGUUCAAAAUCCAGAUACUAAAUAUGCUGCUGGGAUGCUUAAAGGACUCUCACCGCACACGGACCGUCUUCCGCAAAGUGGGAGGCUUUGUUUACGUCACCAGUGUAUUCGUGUCUCUGGACGGCAGUAUGGCCCAGCCGCAACCAGACAUUUCACAACAGGAUCUCAUUCUGCUACUGCAAAUAGUCUUCCAGACCCUGGCCACCGCUAUGAGGUUUGAGCCGGCCAACGCCAAGUUCUUUCACCAGGAGAUUAGCAGCAGCUCGUUGUGCGACACUCUUCGUCUUCUGGGAUGCUUUGGAGGAUCAUCCGCCUUGCAGGAUUUCACGGGUGUCUACGAGCCACAGCAGUCGUUACUCAAGUAUUACCAUGAGAUUUUCAGCGGAGACAUUCUAAGCGUCAGUUUCUCUGAUGACGUUCCCUACCCAUUAUCCUACGUGUGCGUGGUAUUUCGGCUGCUCUAUAGCAUUGCGCUGGACAAUUUUGAGGCGCCAAGCCUAAGCGGCAUAAUCACGCUCGUCAGCGAUCCACCAGCGCCGUUGAGAUCGCCGAGCAAGGAGUUGGCGGCCCCGGUGCACCCUAGCCAGCUGAAUCUCACGCAGCCCAGUCCCGAGCCGCGGAUAGUCCACCCGGGUGUGGUGCUCUGCAUGCUUCAGCUUCUGCCCGCCGUAGAGUACGAUUCAGCCCCUCUGCAGGCGGUGCAGCUGCAGGUAUACCUCAGCGAAAUCAUCAAGUCCUUAGUGCGAAGCGAGCGCAACCAGCAGAUCAUGUGCGAUCAUGGACUGGCAGAGAAGCUGCUCAAGCUGACUCGCAGAGCGCUAGCGGAGGAGUCGCAUCCUCUGCACGUGCCCAUGCAGUAUAUUCUCGAGCGUCUGGCCGCCCAGGCACUGCAGCCCACCGAGCUACGCCAGUUCCUGCGCUUGGGCGAGCCGCUCUCAUGUGCGGAUAUAGAUCUUCAGCAGCCAUACAGGCUGGGCGGACCCGUUCCCCUGACUCGAAUCAAGACUCUAGUGUCCAUGACAACGCCGCGCGACUUCCGUGCCCACGGAUCGAGCACACUGCCUCCCUUCGUCGAACUAGACAUGUCUGCAGAGGGUUUCGGCUGCCUUUAUCUGCCCUCACUGGCGCCCCAGGCGACGGCCACUGCCGGCGGUACCAUUGAUGCAAACACCAUUGGAGGCAUUGGGGCCGGCGAUCGCAUCUUUCCGCCACAGACAGGUCUUACGUACUCCACGUGGUUCUGUGUAGAAAAGUUCUCAGAUCCCAAGACGGACCCACACUGUGUACGGCUUCUUACAUUGGUAAGGACCAUUCACAAUCCCCGUGAAGAAAACCUGGCAUGUUUGUCCAUUUUGCUUUCGGCGCGGGACAAGGCGAUCGUCGUGUCCACGCAAGAGACUUUGGUCACGCCCAGAAAAAGUAUUGGUGACUGGGAACCCGAAGGAUCGGAUGACGGCAUCGCUCGCAUAUGGUGCCCUGAUCUUCUGCACGAGGGCCAGUGGCAUAACCUAGUCGUUGUGUUAAACCGAGCCGUGCUGAAAAAUUCGAGUUUGUUUCUUUAUUUGGAUGGGGUGCCCAUGCAUACCCAGAAGCUUCACUACAUCGCCCAGCAUCCGGCAGCGGGCAAUGCCAGUCUAACGUCGGCCACACAGAUUUUUGGAUACAUCGGUACGCCGCCGAUAUGGCGGCGCUACUCUCGUCUGUGUUGGAAGCAAGGCGUUUGUCACCUGAUCGAAGAUGUGCUUACCCAGCAGACGGUUCAGACCAUUUAUCAACUAGGACCCCACUACAUGGGUUCGCUGCAGGCUCCGCAGGUGGGGAAGCAGUCGGAGUCGUUGGCGCCGCUGGUGCCCGAGGAUCGCGUCCUCCUGGGUCUUAACGCAAAAGCGGUGUCCAAGCUGACGCUUGUCAAAAUCCGCAAGGUGUACAGCCGGGCGGACAACAAAAGCAUUGCCAAGCAGCUGAAUAUGAACUCUCACGAGAACGCCACGCCCAUCAAAAUAUUGCACAAUUCCGCAGGACAUUUGGCAGGCGCUGGUCGCUCCCUUGGCGGCGUGGUCGUCGGUUAUCUGGGUGUAAGAGUGUUCAGUCCGCAUCCCGUCUCUGCCAUGAUUGACACUGUGGGCGGCUGCAAUGUGCUCCUCGGCAUCAUCGCCAUGGCUCAAGACGUGGAGUCAUUAUACGCAGGAGUGAAGGCCCUGACCUGCGUGGUGAGGAGCAAUCGUGCCGCUCAAGCAGAGAUGGACAGAAAACGCUGCUACCAAACAUUGGGAAUGUUCUUUAAAAAGAAAAAGCAUCUGCUGAACUCGCACAUUCUGCACCUGACCUUCGGUCUGGUCGGCACGGUAAACAGCGGUCAGGACAUGUCGGCCAUUCCAAAUGUGACGGCUUUCCAGGACCUGUUGUGUGAUUUGGAGAUUUGGCAUAACUCACCUAACGGACUGCUGCGCUCCCUCCUGGAACAUCUGUUGGAGUUGGUGGUGGAGUCCAGCGACAAGAAACAGAACGUUAAGAUCAUGCGAGACAUGCAGCUGCUUGUCAAAUUGCUGCACAUUAUCACUCAAAUCCAAGACCACUCCACAAGAGAGAUCCUAUUCAGUCUGCUGGAGACUCUAUUGGGCGGGCAGCCGAGGCACACCGAUCUGCUUCUUUUUGGCCAGUAUGUGGCGGCCAAGCUACCGCUGACUCAUAGCGGAGGCAUGGAACGCGCUGUGCUCCUACCCAGCAUGAAGAGUCCUAUCGAAGACCAAGAUGGAGGCGUUGCUCAGAAUAUCUACCUGCGCAACCGUUGCCUCUCGCUACUCCACGGACUCCUUUUCACGCCCCGUAACACCGUGAACUAUGUAAUCUGCGACGACAUUUCCAAGACCCUGGGCAUGGAUUGGCUGCUACUCUUCAUGCAGCCGCACGUCCACUUUACCACUGUCAUUAUUGCCGUGCGCGUCCUUGUCGUGGUCUGUGCCAACGAAAGCUUUCUUGUGCGCUUUCGGGAUGCCACCCACAACGGCGGCUACCUACGUUUCACGGAGAUGGUUUCACAACGAAAGAUGAUGGGCCUCGGUGCUCAGCAGCUUAACCAGCGUCCGACGAAUGGCACCGGCACAGUCAUUGUAGCCACCCCACAGAACACCAUACAACAUCUCCCCACCCAGAUUGCAGGAGAGGUGAGACCAGCAGCAUUGAACAUACCAGGUUUCCAACUGCUGGAAUGGCUGAUGAAUCAUCACCUAGACGUUCCGGAGUUGUACUUCCUAAUGACCGCCCUGAUCAUGGGACAGCCUGUGAAGGUGCUGGCUACCGAGCACACCAAGUUCGACCUAGACCGCGUCUGGUCUUUUCUCUGGGGUGCUCCCGUCUCCGCCAACACGCAGCUGCCAAAGCUCAAUAUUUGUCCCGAGGGCGUCUGCGUCCUCCUGGCUAUGGUGCGCGGGAUUGUUCACGGCGGCGAAUGCGCCGCCUGGUUGCACAGCCACCCGGAGACAAUCAUCCAGCUCCUUUUCAGCCUGUACCAAAACCUUAGCGACUUUGCGCCAGUGAUGAUGGCUGGAGAUGUGAUCACUUCUCUGGUAGCGGUGCUGUUUCCAUUGGCGUCUCGUCCUGCGGACUCUGAACCGAACAGUGGAAAUUCCACCCCCACGGAUAAUACAGGAAGCAGCUUUGCCUUACCCUUAACGGAGAGCCUGCAUGGAGCCCCGCAGCCCAAGCUAACCGCUCAUCCGGUGUGCAAUUGUAUUAUCGACUUUCUGCGCGUUAUUGUCGUGGACUCUCUAGGCCUGAACAUGCAGGGCAAGCUUACCCCGGUAAUCGAUCUCGUACUGGACGCAGCACCAGAGUCGGCGGAACUACCCCUGCAGGUGCAGUACCAGACACAGAUUAUCAUCGCCCUAAUGGAUCACCUGCUGGCCGCAGAUGUCCUUGUAGGCGAACAGGCGGCCCUACCUCUGGUACCUCUCUUGCAGAGCCAGAUGCAGCACAUCGCCCCAAACGUGUUUUACUUAACCGCCCGCAUCGUAGAUAAGCUGUGGCAGGGUUGCCUCGCCCGAAAUCCGCACGACAUUUUCGAUUUUGUUAUCAAGCUGAUCGUGCAAGCCAAGCGGCGGUCCUCGUCGUUAUCACUAGAGCAUCUACACCACUCACUGAAUCGCAGCAUUCUCUUCCUGCUCUCCCGCCCAACCGACGACUCUCGGGCCGACCAGAUCAGUGUGCUGGAAGCGUUGCACAAAAUCAUACAGCACCGCCUGCUAAUUUUCGGGGCGGGCAACCACGAGCUGGAAUUCAUUGGAUGCCUCACCUACUGCCUGUUGCAACUGACAGCGGACAUGAAAAUUAUCUUGGAGCCGGCCACCAGCCGAAAUACCACCUGGCACGUAAAUCCGCAGACGGAAACGGCAGAGCCCAAAGACGAAGAUCUCAACCAGUUGCAGGGUCGGAACCUGAUCGUUGGCGCUGCCUUUCGCGUUUGGGAGGAGCUAUACGUUUGCAAAAAGCCCGCCAUUGAGGAGGUGUUCAAGGUCUCCCUCACAUCCCCACCACCGAACUCCAAGGCACCUGAUCUCCAGACCACGCGUGAACAGGUAAUGGAGCUGGCCUCCAAACUAUGGUUUAACUAUGUGGAGGCGGAGCGCAAGGCCUCCUACCGCGCACCCUGGGAACUGCACACCCAAAUCCAGUCAAAGAUUCAGAAGGUCACCGGAGGACUGUCUCGCUUGACUAGCCGCACUAAGGCCAAGAAAGAGGAGCUGGUACGAACCAGGUCGACCUUAAGUCGCGAUGCCGCCUAUGAGUCUACUGGGAUCCAUGUGCAGCUUGUGAAAGAUUUGCUGGAUCUGCGCGCCAAACAGUACCAGCAGAUGCUGCAGCACACUCAGCGCUACGUCUACCAAGACUGGGUUCAGUCGGAAACGGAGCUUACCCGUGAGCGCGGACUGUGGGGUCCGACCGGCAGUUGCUCACUGGAUAAAUGGAUUAUGGACACCACUGAGGGACCCCACCGAAUGCGCAAGAAGACGAUGCGCAAUGAUCUCUUUUACCUGCACUAUCCAUACCGACCGGAAUUGGAGAUUGCCGACAACCGUCAGCUGAAGUACAAGGUAGCUUCCAGUCUUGACAGCAAGACGUAUGCUCUGCACGGUCCGCAACAGCCACGCAUCCUGGCGGAGGCGGCGGAACAGCAUGCGAUCCAUCAGCAGAGUUCGCUAGAAGCAGUGCAUUCACAUCGUUUAGAGCCAAGCAGUUCCACAUCCACGCCACCGCCUCUUGCUUUACCGAAACUUAUGGGCCACGGAUCAGUACCCUGUCCACAGGAGUCAGUAGAUGGCAAUGCCCCAGAGGAUGACGAAGAGGAGGAGGACACCUCGAUGACCAGCGAUAAUGAGACCUUCUUACGCCUACUAGAGGAGCAGGAGAAAAUUAGCUUUAUGUUCCGAUGUGCAAGGGUGCAGGGAUUGGAUACCUUUGAGGGACUUUUACUGUUUGGCAAGGAGCAUUGUUACAUUGUGGAUGGGUUUACGUUGUUGAAAAACCGCGAGAUUCGAGACAUUGACACCCUGCCUCCAGGAGCUUAUGAGCCGAUUAUCCCUAACUCGGGAGGAACCUCUUCGACCACUUCCCGAGCCGUAAGCCACAAGCUCAGACAGUGCUCUAAGUUCGCAUACGAGGAAAUCCGUGAGGUGCACAAACGUCGCUACCUUCUUCAACCCAUCGCACUAGAAGUCUUCUCUGAGGAUGGACGCAACUAUCUUCUGAGCUUUCCGCGCAAGGUGCGGAACAAAGUGAACCAGCGGUUUCUGGCUCUGGCCACUGCACUGAACGACAACGCUCAGCAGUCCGUGGCGGGACAGAAGCGCACGGCCAGUGUGGAGCAGACGGCGGGCAUAUUCAGCGGUCUGAUCGGCGAGACCUCAGUGACCCAGCGCUGGGUACGCGGCGAGAUCUCCAACUUCCAGUACCUGAUGCACCUAAACACCCUGGCCGGGCGAAGCUAUAAUGACCUUAUGCAAUACCCGGUUUUUCCCUGGAUUCUGGCCGACUACGACUCUGAAGAGUUGGACCUUACCAGCCCCAAGACCUUUCGAGACUUUUCGCGACCCAUGGGUGCCCAAUCCGAGGAACGUUUGGAGCAGUUCCAAAAGCGCUUCAAAGAGUGGGACGACCCGCACGGCGAGACGCCGCCAUACCACUACGGCACACACUAUAGUUCCGCGAUGAUCGUAUGCUCGUACCUGGUGCGUCUUGAACCCUUCUCGCAGCCAUUCCUUAAACUACAGGGUGGCCACUUUGACCUAGCGGACCGCAUGUUUCACAGCAUUAAGGAGGCCUGGCUGUCAGCCUCCAAGCUAAACAUGGCCGACGUCAAGGAGCUCAUCCCGGAGUUUUUCUACCUGCCCGAAUUCCUCAGCAAUUUCAACAGCUUUGAUCUGGGUACCAAGCAGAAUGGUGAAACCCUCAACCACGUUAUCCUGCCGCCAUGGGCCAAGCACGAUCCCAGAGAGUUCAUUCGGCUUCAUAGGAGCGCUCUAGAGUGUGACUAUGUCAGCCAGCAUUUACAUCUGUGGAUUGACUUAAUCUUUGGCUGCAAGCAACAGGGACCAGCCGCAGUUGAUACUGUCAAUGUGUUUCAUCAUCUUUUCUAUGAGGGAAAUGUGGACAUCUACAACAUUGAUGAUCCACUUAAGAAGAACGCCACCAUUGGCUUUAUCAACAACUUUGGACAGAUUCCAAAGCAGCUGUUCAAGAAGGCGCAUCCUGCCAAAAAGAUGGGCAGCUCUCGUCACUCUGCGCUAAUCGACCCUACUUCUCUGAUUCAGGGCAAUAGCACAGUACUACAAACCGAUCGGCUGUUCUUCCACAACUUGGACAAUCUCAAGCCCAGUCUUCAGCCCAUCAAGGAGCUGAAAGGACCAGUGGGUCAAAUUUUACAGCCCGACAAGACGGUGUUUGCCGUGGAGCAGAAUAAGGUAAUGAUGCCGCCCUCGUACACGAAGUACAUAGCCUGGGGCUUUGCCGACCACUCUCUUCGCGUAGGACUCUACGACACGGACCGGGCAUCCUUCGUGUCCGAGGCAUCCGCCCAGAACUCGGGAGAAAUCCUGACCUGCGCCUGUCCCAAUGCCAAUAUGAUUGUCACGGCUGGCACCAGUUCGGUAGUGACAAUUUGGAAGUUCGACGCGAACCGAAAGAGCCUCGUCGUCAAGCACUCGUUGCACGGGCACACCGAUGCUGUGACCUGUUUAGCAGCUAGCGCUGCCUACAAUGUGAUAGUGUCCGGAUCGCGGGAUGGCACUGCCAUCGUCUGGGAUAUGACGCGAUUCACCUUCGUGCGCCAAUUGCGGGGACAUGCUGGUGUAGUGGCUGCCGUGGCCAUUAAUGAGCUGACUGGGGAUAUUGCCACCUGUUCGGCCACUUGGCUCCAUGUGUGGUCCAUUAAUGGCGAUGCCUUGGCUAUGGUCAACACAUGUGUGGGCAGUGCGGAUCGCAUGCAGCAGAUCCUAUGUGUGGCUUUCUCGCAGAUCCGCGAGUGGGACCAGCAAAAUGUAGUCAUAACUGGCUCAACUGACGGUGUGGUAAGGAUGUGGUCCUUGGAGCACACACAGGUGCCCAUCGAUCGCAAGUUGAAGCGAGGCAUGGAGGUGUCUUCACAGGACAAGCCCGACAACGCAUCUUUAGAAGGCGAGAAUGGCAAGGAUGACAAAAUAAGUCUCAUUAAGCAAAUAAAAAGCCUUUCACAGUCAGAGGAAGAGUUGGAGAUUGUCAAGUCCGCUUCGGAAAGCAGCAUUUCAGAGGCUUCACAGCACAGCCAUGAAUCAAGUAAAUCAGCUGAGGCAGGUGCCACAGCGGAGCUGCAAAGUGAGAACAGAAAAAGCUCCAUAUCGGGAGCGAAGUCCCUGCAUGAAAUGAAAUCGGCUACAGUAGAAGCGAAGGAAAGCAGCUCUGAUCCCAAAUCCAAUGACGAUGAACAUGCAAUAAGGCCAAGUAAAUCCGACACAAGCUUGACUGACGGAUUCGUUGUAAUAGACCAUGACAGGCAUAAGGGCGAUCAGAUUCUAAGAAAAGGCUUUCGAUGGCAGCGUCAAUUAAUGUUUCGCUCAAAACUGACCAUGCAUACAGCAUAUGAUCGAAAGGACAACGCCGAACCCGCUAGCAUUACAGCGUUAACGGUAUCCAAAGAUCACAAAAUCUUAUAUGUCGGCGAUGCACGCGGGCGUAUCUUUUCGUGGAGCGUUACGGAACAGCCGGGUCGCGGAGUGGCUGAUCAUUGGCUGAAAGAUGAGGGAGCCGAUCAGUGUGUCAAAUGUCAUGUCAAGUUUACACUUUAUGAGAGAAAACAUCAUUGUCGGAAUUGUGGUCAAGUUUUCUGCAACAAGUGCAGUCGGUUUGAGUCGGAAAUAUCACGCCUUCGAAUACUAAAACCAGUUAGGGUGUGCCAAGCGUGCUACAGUCAACUGCGAACAAAUUCAAUGGACAAUUGAAAAAUCUGAUGGAAUGUAAAAGUACACAAUUUAAAGCUGAUUAUAUAACUGUUUUUACUUGUACAUGUUAAAAGUAGUUAGGCUUAAAACGUUUAUUUCGUUUUCGAUCCAAUAAUUUUAUCCAAAGCAUCUUAAACUAACUUCAACCAAAGGCUGUUAUAUGAUUUUAUACUUUAUUUUACAUAGUUUAAUUCCAAUUUUGUAUGUACACAAACCAAGUUGCAAUAUAAUUUAUAUUCUUAUUUAUAACUAUUUAUUAAACACCGAGUUGAACCAUAAUAAAUAUCAUUUAUGCAUCGGAAGCAUUGACAAUUUAUAGUUAUAGUUAAAUUCUAUAAUUAUUGACUUUUAAGUGUAGACUUUCGAAGUACGUAUUAGCAGCCUACCAGUGUGGCCAGGGCACAAAAACCCACUUCAAACUUCAAAGCUUAAAGUUUCCGGUAUUGGUGUGCAGGAAACCGUCAGCCCACAACAGCUAAAUCAAUAAUAAUCAAACCAAGCACCGCCAGUUAUAUCAAUUAUAUAAAUAACUUAAACACCUUUUUAGCAAAUAAAACCAAACACAUCACGAAGGAUGUCCCCGCACCUUUUGCGGGAACUAAACACGUCUUAGAACACAACACUACAACCUCACACUUAACUAAAGGCAAGUAGAUUUUCUCAACAUUACUUUUAAAUACUAAGAGCAAAGCAAAGAAUGUAAUUAAUGGGUCAUAAAUUGUAAAAGCAAUAUUUUAAAUUGCAAUUAAAUUAAAUAUGUAUUUCAAAAUAAAAAAUGGAUAAAAAGUAAAGAGAAUAAACUGUAUUAUAUUUCAUUUUUCUGAAAAAACUUUCGCCCCUUGUAACUUCAGUUUCGAGCUUGAAACCAUUCCAUUCCUUCCAACAAUUACAACAAAAAAACCUAAAUAUUUCAAUAUUGUAAAUAAUAAACUGAAAUAAUGAAAAUAUAUAAUAAUAAGACAAAGAAAUUAGAAAAAUAUAUUGGUAGCCAUGGUAGAAAAACAUUCCGUAUUUUGUAGAAAAUCUACAUGUUGCAUUGAUAAUAAUUUACAAACAUUACAUAUGUACGGGUGACAGUGCAAAUGCAAUUCCAGUCUCUCCAGCCUGUUAAAGCAAAUCCCGAUCUUUAUUAUCCAAAGACUUUAGAAGCACCGAAGCCAGAGAAUAUGUAACUUUAUAUUCUCUACAAACGUUUCAUUGAACAAAUAUGUUACAUUUCAAAACAGUAAGAGAUCUGUUACUUAAGGAAUACUUAGCAAUUUAAAUGCAGCACGAGAAAACAACACAACAAACACGAGAGCAACCUGUACUAGGCCCCGUUUACAGUAUGAAAACGUUAGAAACUGCGUUUAUUUACCGAGUUUACAAAUUCGAGUUGGUUUUGCGUUAAAUGUAUGUACCUUAGGGCGAUCCAAAUUUGUAUGCACAUUUGUAAGUCCUUUAAGGCAUAUGGUAAGAAAUUUAUUUCACAAGCUUCGGCUUAGGGGAAGCACAUUGGCUUAUAUGACAAAUAAAUACUACUGGCCAUUAAUUAAAAUAUGUUAAAAUUGACUUAUCUUAGCAUAUUUCUGCCUACUUAGUUUUCGAUUCUAAAGCUUGUUUUUUUGUGAUAUCGCGGAUUAAAAUAAAUAUCGAAAUUCAAUGUUCUAAGUUUUACAUAGCUAUUUCGAGAGUGGUUACUUCUUUAUUAAAUAGCUUAAUUUCAUUUAAUUAUAAAGUUGAAGGCUUUUAAAAAUUAAAAAUGUACUUUAAAAUAUCUUGCAUGCAUGUUACGCCUCUACAUGCAUCACUCUUGCAGUUCAAAAUACCAAUCAUAAAAUGUAUUUUCUAAAUUGGUAUAUAUACCCCUAAAAAAGAAUUUCCAAGCCACUCUAACCGUCUACCGACCCCUUCAUUUAAAUUAAAAUGUUAUGGAUGUCUUACUACUUCUUUGUUACUUUUUAAGGUCUUAGAAAAUAAACACUUUAGUCUUGCAUCUUUUACGAAGUCCUAUUUUAUGGUCCUGUAUAAUUUCCUUUUUUUGACAUAAACGUGUUGAGACCAAAUACUUCAAAUAAAAUGAUUUGGUUUUCGAAUACAUUUACUGCACACUAAAACACAACGACCAUAAGGGAAGAGAGUAAGGACCAUUUUAAUGUACAUCCAAAAGUGAAUAAACACAGUUUCUAACCAUACUAAAAACGGGGCCCUAACUAAACAACCAACAUUAAAACUGAAAAGAAUCAUAUAAAUAAAAAUAUAUAUAUUUAUUGUUAGUGUGUGAGAUAGAAAGCAUAAUAUAACGGCAU
Drosophila rhopaloa is the source of this 12923-nucleotide messenger RNA. RefSeq names its product WD repeat and FYVE domain-containing protein 3 (gene bchs). The transcript is spliced from 18 exons. The record is from RefSeq and is a predicted model, not a curated record. Gene Ontology annotation, molecular function: protein binding; metal ion binding. The coding region runs from base 163 to 10635 and encodes 3490 amino acids. Lineage: Eukaryota; Metazoa; Arthropoda; Insecta; Diptera; Drosophilidae.